AUGCCCCUAGAGGCUCUAAAAGCUGCCCGGGAGCUCGUUUUUUUUCCUGCUGCUGGCGCUCCAGCUUCGACUGUCGAGAGUCUCGCCCAGUCGGGCCAGAUCAAGACCGACGCUACGGCCACCGGGAUGCACGGGAGGGUGGUGGGUUUGGGGAGGGCUACGGGGGCAUCUUCGGAAGACGGGGUGUGCGGGCAGGCGGUGGCAGAGCAUUGUAAGGAGAGGAAGGAGGGUAGCGAGGCGAAGGGUCUCUCGGAGGAGGACGUGGGGGAUGGUUUCGACGCAGGGCCGGGGGAGGAAUUGUCGAGGGCGGUGACGGAGCAGGAUGUCGAAGGUGACGGCGAUAGUACCGUGGGACUGAAGAGGGAGAAGGGCGCUGACCCUGACUCGGUGGCACCUCGUCAAGCCGGAAAGUUGCUCAAGACGGAACAAGGCAAAUCCUCUCGCUCGCAAACAAGAGAAUCACAAUCGGGGGUCAGCUACCUAGAGACGAUACAGGUGCAAUUUUUGCAAAGAAAAGUGAUCCAGCCGGUAUUUGAACUCGUCGUGAUUCAACAGCUUCAUGUGUCGACCAAAGACCUCCAGUGCUCGUCAUUGACGCUCAGCGAGGCGUGCCGGCGCGCACCGACUUUGGUGGUAGUGGUUGGUAGAGGCUAUCUGCCACUCGAACGCCUGGCUGGCUGCAAGAAGAACCACGAGGCCGGAGUGCCCCCGGCUACGGCCGGCAACAUGAUGACCGGGCCGGGCCUCAUACCGGAGUCAAAAAGGUUACCUCGAAUCCUUCCGCGCGGUCUGGUGUGUUGA
Molecule: messenger RNA, 801 nt
Organism: Ectocarpus sp. CCAP 1310/34
Lineage: Eukaryota; Phaeophyceae; Ectocarpales; Ectocarpaceae
Source: the annotation of a GenBank genome assembly